UCGGGAGAUCAGAUCGGACGUUGGCGAUGGUCACGGUGGGGAGAGGCAAAUUAUGUGAUGACGUAGGCGCGAAGCUUAAGCUUUAUCAGCGUUGUACCAACUUGGACGAUCCCAAUAAAUAACGGAAAGUUCUUAGUCGUUCAAAAACAAACGAGCCAUUUGAAGGAGUUCAGUUGUAGCCGUAGCCUACAGUACAAAUUGGACGAAGCACUUUAGACUGAACAACAUGCCAGAUUCUACUAUUCCACUUCUGUGCGUCCUGGGGCUCCUCGCGCUCUCCUCUGCAUGCUACAUCCAGAACUGUCCGCGAGGCGGGAAGCGCUCUUUUACUGAUCUGCAAAGACCGUGCAUGUCAUGUGGCCCCGGAAAUCGGGGCCUCUGCUUUGGCCCCAGUAUCUGCUGUGGGGAAGGGAUGGGCUGCUACGUGGGCUCCCCAGAGGCAGCUAGUUGUGCUGAGGAGAACUACCUGCACUCCCCCUGCCAGGCCAGAGGAAGAGUGUGUGGGUCUGAGGAGGGACACUGUGCUGCACCUGGGGUGUGCUGUGAUGCAGAGAGUUGUCUACUGGACUCAGACUGCCUAGAGGACAGUACACGUCAGCCACCCAGUGAGCAGAACAGUUCCUUAGUGGAAGGUUUGGCAGGAGAUCUGCUGCAGUGGAUGCUGCAUGCCACCAGAAGGGAGAGACCUCAGUAACAAACCACUGGCCAUCCCUCACCUGAACACACACCCAGAAUAGAGCCUAGAUCAGUUUCACAUGCACUACUACUGCAAAAAACUUACACAGCAUACACACACAUCAGGACACAGGAAAGGAAGAGUGGGCUUGCUACAUAAGAAAAGCAAUCAGCUCUAGUACAUUAAAAUUUACUGUGUGUACAGUAGCCUUCAGUAAGUUUUAAUUUCUAAGGCUUCAACUCAAAUAUGCAUUGUACAAUCCACUAGGGGUGGAAGGAAUGUAAAUAUGUAGCAAAUAAAUAUUUUCUUGCACUAUUGAAAUGUGUUUUUCCUAUGACUUACUGAGAGGUACAAUAAUAAGCAAACAGCACCUGGGAUUAUUCACCAGAAAAUCAAAGGGUUCUCGUCAGGGUUGGUGCCAAUAAUUCAGUCUAAAUUCCAGUGAAUUCAUGAAUAGAUUUGCACUCCUAUGGACAACUUUUUAAAUUCAACAGUCUGGAAUACACGAGGUAGGAAAGAUUUGGCACCAUAUAAUCUGAUUUUAGGGUGAAGUAUCCUUUUCAGGUAAUACUGUAAUGGGGAUGUAUAAAAAAGCUGACAGGUUAUUGAUAAGGUCUUUAUAUCUUUACCUUACUUUGAUAAUACAACCAUAAAAAUGUGUCAGAUGAACACAGA
Messenger RNA from Salvelinus fontinalis (brook trout), 1351 nucleotides. Its product is annotated as vasotocin-neurophysin VT 1. Gene Ontology annotation, cellular component: extracellular region; secretory granule. The transcript has 3 exons. The coding region runs from base 227 to 694 and encodes 155 amino acids. The record is from RefSeq and is a predicted model, not a curated record. Lineage: Eukaryota; Metazoa; Chordata; Actinopteri; Salmoniformes; Salmonidae. Gene Ontology annotation, molecular function: neurohypophyseal hormone activity.